Musa acuminata AAA Group (dessert banana) is the source of this 1806-nucleotide messenger RNA. RefSeq lists its product as uncharacterized. The record is from RefSeq and is a predicted model, not a curated record. Bases 799 to 1521 code for a protein of 240 amino acids. NCBI's taxonomy places the organism in Eukaryota, Viridiplantae, Streptophyta, Magnoliopsida, Zingiberales, Musaceae. The transcript is spliced from 2 exons.
AGGGAAGAGAAAAGUAGACCAGAUGCGUAUUCUUUAAGUACAUGUGGGCAAUCUAAAAAAAGACGGCAUAUUGCAGUGGCGAUUAGCGUUUCAUGUCUCUCUUCAACGUCGCUAGUUCCCUGGAGAUGGAGGAAUUCGAGAUCAUUGAUUGGUGGCGGUACCGGUCGCUCAAAGGGAAUGUUGUGUGCGCCUCGCUGCAGAACCCUACCACGGGAAACCUGUACAAUCCCCGGUGAUUGCACUACCAGGUAAACAUAAGCAGCUUGUGAGGCUUACCAGAGAGAGUGACUGCUCGUUUCCCUGCCAGAAUCCAUAAAGCAUUUACUAAACCUAUGAUUGGCUUUAGAAACUCCAUAUUCUGAUGGCAAAAGAUAAACUAAUUAUUUUUAUGUAGCUACCUAAAUUAUUCAUCAACAGUCUUACUUUCCGUCACAGUGUGGUCGUUUGCAUUCAUAGAGUUGCUAUAUGUGGUCACUCGAGUGAUUGCCUGAGAUACGGUAGAACAGGGAUUAGACGGAGACAGGGUUAUAGCCUGUGGAGAGGAAGCCACCUCUGAAUCGUGAAUCGUAUCUAGUGUUUGACGACAGAAUUCAUAAGCUCUCGCGUGCUCGCACGCCAUGACCAUGUAAGCCUUCGUCUGACUCUUAUCCACCGUAUGACAUGUUGAAGACGGCAGUUCUAUUGGAUUCCACUCGUUAUAUACUCCCUCUUGGCGUCCACACAUGUACCCUGGAGGAGCAGGAAAAGGGAUCUUGGAGGGGGGCGGAGGAGGAAGAAGAAGGCGCCGCAGCAGUGUAGAUGAGUCAGCGCGUGCCCAGUUGGGACAUCGACGUCCCACCUCCCUUCUCCUCUUCCACCCUCCCCCUCCAUCAUUACCGUCCCUCCGGCUCUCUCGUCGGCUCCUUGUCUGUUCUCUCUCUCUCUCUCUCUAAUAGCUCAUGUAUGGUUAUGUCUUUAGGCACAUCAGGUCGCAGUAUGUGGUUGCGGAGCUCACGUGGGAGAACGGCCAGCUCGCGCUGCACGGCCUCGUGCGGCCUCGCACCGGCAAGCCCGUCAACCUCCGCAGUCGCCGUCUCCUCCACCGCCUGGAACAAGCACCGCCCCAGCGGCACGCUCGAGUCGGUGGUGAACCAGGUCACCGGCGCCGCGCCGAGGAGCACCGACUUGGAGGACUGGCUCGGCGGGCUUGGCAGCUCGGCCUCGGUGGCGGUCGACGCGCUCGUCCCGUGCCGGGACGACGUAGCCGUCGACGGGAGGAAGCGUGCGCUGGUGGCUGGGGUGUGCUCGAGCCAGGGGAACGCGGCGGGCUCCCUGGCCGGGCGCGUCGACAGCACCACACUGGUGACGCUCGACACGUGGAGGGAGGACGAACUUGGCCUGACCGCCACCACCACCACCACUGCCAACGGCUACCAAUUCCGCCUCGCCGGAAACGGAGAACACAAGCUCGAGAAAAAGGAAGGCGCCGGCUUUGGACGACCACGUAUCCAUCAGCCACAGGAGCUCCCAAACGAAGCAUGAUAGUUUGUCGGACGAAGAAGAUAAGGGGAGCAGAAGAGAGGGGAAGAAGCCUUUUGCCUCCACCCAAAAAAGCAGAACCGCAGCCGUCCAUAACCAGUCCGAACGUGUAAGUACAAAUGGAUGAUGAUGAUGAUGACUGCUAUCUCCAACAUUCAUCAUUGUUAGAAAUCACUUGCAACCUGCACAACGCUGGAGAGCUCAAUUGAGUCUUUUGGACUUAUUUAUCUUCCCCUUUAAUUCAUUCAAUUCAUUUCCAUUAUGCAAUGCAUAGACUAUAUUCAACCA